Messenger RNA from Cryphonectria parasitica EP155, 777 nucleotides. Its product is annotated as NAD(P)-binding protein. Gene Ontology annotation, molecular function: oxidoreductase activity, acting on the CH-OH group of donors, NAD or NADP as acceptor. NCBI's taxonomy places the organism in Eukaryota, Fungi, Ascomycota, Sordariomycetes, Diaporthales, Cryphonectriaceae. The coding region runs from base 1 to 777 and encodes 258 amino acids. The record is from RefSeq and is a predicted model, not a curated record. The transcript is spliced from 2 exons.
AUGCCAGUGCCAGACAAUGAGAUCAAAGGGCGCCUGGCCCUCGUGACGGGCGCCUCUGGAGGCAUAGGAGGUGCUUGUGCCCGUGACCUCUUCGUCAACGGCGCCCAUCUCGCCCUGACCUACUCCCGGAACAAGGCCUCGGUAGACACGCUCGUCUCCGAGCUCCAGCAGCUGCCCCAGUGGUCCUCAGCCAAAGUCAGCACGCACCAGGCCGAUAUGGCCUCGGCCGAGGACAUCCAGCGCAUCUUUACCGAGAUCAAGGACCAGCACGGCCAGGACGGCCCCGACAUUCUAGUCUCGAAUGCGGGCUACGGGAAGCGCAUCCCCAACAUCCUAGACAUCCCCAUCGACGAGUUUGACUACACGCUCACGGUCAACCUGCGCGCGAGCUUCAUCCUGUGCAAGCUGUCGAUCCCGCACAUGCAGACCCGCGGCUGGGGCAGGAUCGUCUUCAUCGGCAGCCUGGCCGCGUAUGGAGGUGGCAUCAACGGGUGCCACUACGCAGCCAGCAAGGCCGGGCUGCAGGGCAUGAUGAGGAACCUGGCGAGGAAACAUGCUGGGCAGGGGAUCACGGUGAACGAUAUUGCGCCGGCUAUGGUCGGGGACACGGGGUUGGUGCCAGACGAGAACAGUGUCAAGGGCACGGCCGGCGACGUGAACAACAUCCCUGUGGGCAGGUUGGGAUCGCCUCAGGAGGUUGCCAAUAUGGUGACCAUGUGCGUGAGGACGGGAUACCUCACAGGACAGAGCAUGUUAUUGAGUGGUGGAUUGAUGUAA